Ceratotherium simum simum (southern white rhinoceros) is the source of this 621-nucleotide messenger RNA. The record is from RefSeq and is a predicted model, not a curated record. NCBI's taxonomy places the organism in Eukaryota, Metazoa, Chordata, Mammalia, Perissodactyla, Rhinocerotidae.
UUGGGUUUCUUCUCCCCAGUCCCUGGCUCUACCUCUUCUGCGCACGUCACCAUGGCAGAAUCUUUAGGCCCUUUGUCUGAUCCGAGGGCUGAAAGUACCAUCCUGGAAAUCAACCAGCAGCUUCAAUCCCAGCUGGCACAAAGCAAACAGGACUUUAGAGACCUCAGAGAGAAAUUUCUUGUAUCUGAAUCUACUGCCUACAUCCUGGCCAACCAGCUGCAGAAAUACAAGUGUGGAGAGUGCAAAGGCAUCGUUGAGUCCGUGCUGGGAGAGAAGCUGCAGUUUGAGGAGGGGAAGCUGACAGAGAAGGCAGCCUUAGUUGAGAAGCUCAGGAAAUGUGAUAUCCUAAUUCAAGAUCAGGCUCAAGAGCUGACCCAGUUACAGCAAAAGAUACAGGAAGGCAGAAAAGUCUCUGUCGUACUCAAUCAGUGUCUCCAAGACCUCCUCAGCCACAAUGACCCUGCCAACUACCAGGGGCAGGGCUUCCGAGAGCAACUGGCUGAGGGACACAGGCUGGCAGAGCGCCUUGCCCAAAAGCUCAGCCCAGGUAAGGCAGUCACAGGCCCUGAUUGUAUUGAGCUGUUCCAAGAGAUUCCACUUACAAGGGAAUUUUGUUUUUAA